CGCGUUUGAAGUGUUGAACAGGAUAUUAUGCGAGGGUGAAGCGCCAAACACAGGCAGACUCUUCUGACCUUGUUGGCUCAAGAGUUUCGUGAAAGUUUCUAAAACAGUGUUAGGAUUUCAUUUUUGGCUCAAGGAGUACCCAGUGUUGGACAUUGCACCACAAUAUAUAAUGUGUCUGUUCGAAAAGUAAUUUAUUAAAGUAAACAUUGAUUAAACGUAAUUCUUAAUCAACGAGUUUUCCAUUUACAUGGUCCUGAAAAGAAAAUUAAGAGCUCUUGUAAAUGUGUAUGAUUAAAAAAAACAACAAAAAAAAAAAAAAACAAUUCUAAAAGCUUUAAAAAAGUAAUCGGUAUGAAAGUCCAAAACUUUAUUUGUGUUUAAGUGGCUCAUUAUCAUCCAAUGGUGAACAAGUGGGUUAAAUUACACUUUUGUCAUCUUCAUUAACAACCAUCAUUCCAAGACAUUUUGUCAGGCUUUAAUGUGGUAUCCAUGGCAACUUCUAGGCAUUUAAAACCUCGUAAUGGACAAGGUGCUGGAAUAAUGAAGCACAACGCUCACGAGGAAGCAGCUGCAACGCAAAGAAAUCAAUUCCUUUCUGAGAAAACUAUUACGGCAAAGAUGUGGUCUGCUGAAGAUGACCUACAAACCAGAGGGYUGAUCAAAAAGAAAAGAAAAAAAAUCCCCCGGUUUUUAGUUUAAAGUGAAAGAGAGAGAAGGUUCCAGUAGCUGAUCAGAGUCUCAUUUCAUGCCAGAAAUUGUAGUAAUAUUAUGUAAUUAUGAUGUUAACUAGAACAUCUCGCUCUCGUUCAUGGAACAAUGAAUUAAGGACUUCACUAAAGUAAAAAAAAACAACAUAGCGUUUGCCUGUGAGAUUAAGCUUAUUGUCAUGAUUUCCCAGUGUUUGUUUGACAAAUAUCUUCCAUCUUGGUUUUCUCAGUAGUGAAAAGUKAUUCUAAGCAGGAAUAGUUGAAAAAGUCAAUAGAGGUCCAUGAUGGCGUUGGAUUAUUAUUUUUUUGUCAAAAGCAGCCUCAAGUGACCAAUUCAUGCAAAAUAUGAUGUUUUGUAUAUUGUUGCAUGCAGAGUAGUCGACUAAAAUUUACGCUGACCRACCUUUGACCCUUUGGUACCAACGCGUUACCUUUUUUAUCCCCUUCUAAAUCUAUUUUGUACCUGUAAACAAACCAUUUCUUUCUGAGUUUUUAGCUGUACUUAAAUACUAUAAUGAGUUAUGAAAUAUGUGGACAUUAAAAGUAAUGAGACUAUUCUAAUGUUAUCAACAUUUAACUGAGAUUGAGAUCCACAUUUGGUCCCGUUGAUUCUAUAAAAUAAGACAGAUUAUGACCCCUGACAGCAGAGCUAUACGAUACACUGCAAAAACACAAAAUCUAGUUAGUUUCUUGUGCAAAUAUCUCCAUGCRCUUGAAAUAAAACAACUUCCAAGUCACUUUUCAACAAAAUAUAGGAGUUUGUUUUAAGUCAAUAGCUUCCUACUAUUGAUAAAAACAAUUCUGUUUUGUUGACAGAUUAUUUCACCUGUAAAAUGGGAGAAAUAUCUUGUUAUAAGUGAAAUAAUCUGCCAGUGAAUCAAGUCAUUAUCAGCUCCACUAUUUUGGCUUCAGGAAACUAAGACCUGAGAAGAGAUGACCUGAUGUAAAAACCUUUAAUUUGAAUAACCUGCAGAGCAUUAAGCUGACAUUUUAACAGGAACUUACUUUAAAUGUCUACAUUUAUUGUUUUGGCUGUUCUUUCUUGAAUGACUGCCUCCAAUAUGCCAGCUUCUUCUUUUGUGUCCAAUGAAAAAAAUACACAAUAUUUCACUCACAAGAGUCAAAUGUUGAUGAAAUUUAAACAAUAUUUUAGGUAAAGUCAAGAAUCUUCAUUUCUUUUUUUUGUUUGUUUUCACUCAGAUUUCACAAACUCAAACUGCACAAGAAUCACUGUAGAAUAAAUAAUUUCAUGUUGGACUGCUACAUGUAUUUUUCAUUACUGCGUCAGUCUAAUGUAGUCUUGCCAAUUUGUGUGAUUACUGAAAUCAAACAGUCCGUAUCACUUUACAUGUUGGCCAUGUUUCCUUGACUGUGCACAACACUGUUGAUGCUCGCACCCUACUGACUGGAAAUCACAAUAAGUAACUGUAAACUUGAUUAGACCACGCAGUAUAUUUAUUUAUAGAUUUUUCUAGCACCUAUGCCACCCUUAACACCCUGCGGCGGUGGGUUUACCACUCUGUAGAUUGGUGUUGGGAUGGGGUUUUUUUCUCCACCGUUUUGUGUCCUUUUUUUGGCCUCUUAGACAGACAUGCCACUGGUUCUGAAAGCUCACUUUCAAGCCUCUAUAAGUCAAUUACAUCCCGACGCUUUGACGUUGUUCAAGGCUAUAGAGCCUGUGGUUUAUUCAGACAGCCGACUGCGCAGCAUCAAUUCCUGCGGGACGCGAAACCUUAUUCGUCACGUUUUCACGCGUCGCUGAACUUGAGUGCCACUGCAUUUCGCAGUCUGACAAACCGGAAAGGCCGCCCGCGAACACACAGCGCGCGCUCUCAGGUCUGCGUCAGAGAGCCGUGAGAGGUUAAAAGAAAAAAAAAAAAAAACAUCCCCUCAAGUUGAGAAGUUGACAAAAAAAAAAAAAAAAAGAAAACCCCCACAGUGAAUCGGUGGUAUAUUUCUCUUCGCAGGUCAGUGUUUCACGCCAACCUGCUCUUGUUUUCUCUAUAAGUGCGGCUUCCAGUUUCUAAAAGCCCUACUUUGUCUUGUUUUAUCUGGGAGACAAACACUAAACACGAGCUUAUCUCCUCUCACAAACAKCUCAUCAGCACUUUUGGUGAGUCCCGCAGGACACAAUAAACAAACAGAGGAAGAGUCUUCCAGCAACACCAGAUAAACGCCCUCACGCUCCUGCGUCAGUCAGUCCGUGCGCCGUGCAAUAAUCACGUAGCGGGUUAACGGGCCUGACGAUGACGAUGUGGCGUCAUUCUGGCUAAAUUAGAGCGUACCACGGGAGUAUUUGAUUCCUCCCAAGGACGGUUCCCCACUUAGUGCAUAAAGACUUGGUUCAUCAGGGAGAUGAGACAUGGCGACGGGGACAAGGAUCCACUUAUUCACGUCUGACAUCCCGUGAAUGUCUCGCCGUCAGAGAGACGCUCGUUCCAGUCAGUGUGCUUUUGAAACGGAGUCGAGGCGACACGAAAAUGAUUCCAAACUGGAGAGAGGAUGAAAGGAGGAACGGCGUCACAAAAGGAGACUGAAAUAGAGAGGGGUCGGGGAGGUGGAAAACGGCACCAGAACUCGAUGAUGAUAAUAACAUGGUUUGCAGACUCGCGCUGUCAUUAACGUCUCACAUUUUGUCACUUCGCCACGUUAAAACUUCAGCGAGUUUCAUAAGGAUUCAAAGCCGCAGAUCGAAACAGAAACAGAAGAUAGUAUGUGAUAGUCAACACGCAGCUUUAAAGAAGUUUUGCAAAUGAAAUAGAAAAUUCCAGGUGGAAUUUUAAUAAAAGCUGAAGUAAAGUCAGAUUUACGACACCUUAAAUUGUUACAAUAAAUCUUUGAAGGAUCUUGACUUAAUAUGAGUUUCUGCAACAUUUCAUUUCCCUUUGGAAUUAAUAAAGUAUUAUUGAAUUGAACUGAAUUUUAAGAAAAGCAAUCAGUGAAUAAUAAAUUUCAAGAAUUUUUUUUCUGGACUUUGACUAGGCCAUUAUAACACAUAAAAUCUAAACCAUUUCAUUGUUGCUUUAGCUGUCUUAAGCCUUUAUUUAGCCUCAUCCAUCUUUGCCUCCAUUCUAACCAGCUUCCCUCACUCAGCAUGAUGCUGCCACCACCAUGUUUCACUGCAGAGGUUUGUUACUUCUUUUUGAGAAUAGAUUAAAAAGAAAACUUGUGUUCUCUACUAAGGAUUGCAAAGACACCACCUGCAAAAGAGAUUUUAAAUUUAACUGAGUCUUUUCUGGUAAAAUAAAGUGUAAAAGCAAACUGCUUCCGAAGCCUUCAGAGAACUUCAAACUGAGAUAAAAACACACUGAAGUUGACUGCUAAUUAGACUCUGAAGGCAUUUAGUUGUAUUUGGAGAUCAGAAUAAAGAGGAGUGAAUACCAAAACCUUUUUGAAAUGUUCCUUCUUCCACUUGGAUUUGAUUUGUCUCAUCAAUUCCUUGGGUUUGCGGCUGCACCGUGACAAAACAUGGACAAGUUUAAGAACGUUUUUGCGCAGCACUGUUUGCUGAGACGCUUGGGAUAUAAAAGAGAUUUAAAUUCGUAGCAACAAGAGGGAAUUCUGUGUUUAUGGGAGUUUGCAAAUCUUUGCUAAUUAAAACGAUGAGCCUGUUGCUUUGUUUUGAGGGGAAGAUUUCCUCCAGAGCAGGGAAAAACAAAACAAGAAAAGCCCUGUCACGUAACGGCGGGUAAGUGGAGAACAAGUGACGGAACAAGGCAGAGAGGCUGAAUCCUUCAAGCUAUUUUCAUCUGCUUUGAACAGGCAAUACUCGCGCCCAUUUAUCCCGCUCAGAUAACAGCUCUCAGCCGAUACUCGGCACUCAAGUUAGCAGAAAAUUGUCUUCAUUGAGAAAGGGAUCAGUUGGCCUCACUGAGUGUUCUGUUUUAUUUUCUUCUCAUUGUGUUUCCCAUCUUUUUCCACUCCUGCGUUUCACCAUUUUCCUGGCUUUUGUUUUUUUUGUGUGUUAUUUUUGUCAAUCUCCCCCGUUGCUCCUCUCAGAGUUCCUAAUCCUCCUUGCACUUUCUCAACAAUUUCGACAACUAAGCUCCUUUUCUUCUGCUUGUAUCUUUUUCUGCGCCCUUCCUCCCUCUCUGGCUCCUCUUAUCUCUCAGUCUCCUCUGUCAUGUCCGUAUCUAUGAGGAACCCACCUCAACGCCGGCGCUCCCUGGGUCCCGUCUCACCCAAGCGAAUCUACAGGAACCUCUCUGUCAGACUGAGGGGAGGAGAGUCAACCGUCGCCGCCGAGGUGGAUGCACCCAAACACACCACCAGGCCUGCAGAAGCUUACAAGACCCUGUGGGAGGCGGUGGAAAACGAGGACACUUUGGCUGUGCAGAGCCUCUUGUCCAAAGAUCAUGCCAGCUGCGGAGGAGGAGGGUCGAGCUUGUGGGAGCGAGGGGAGAAGAAGGAGAAGGACUGGGAGAGAGAUAAAGAAAAAGGGGUGAACCGACUGAGCGAGCAGGGAUUGGUUCCUCUGGAUGUGGCGGCGCUUACCCGCAACUCCCCUCUUCUUCACGUGCUGACAAAGGCAGGUGCCAGGCAUAACCCUAUUUUGUGCCGGCCGGCAGACUGGGGGCUCAAGCUGGACGCCCUGGUGGAUCUGGCGAGCAGACGGAUGGAGGAGAGGAAGUCGGAGCUGGCCAGGAAAACAGGCGCAGGCCCCCAGGCGCAGGCAGAGGUCCAGAGACAGAGUCACCUCUGGAGGCUGCGGCUGCAGCUGUACUGUCGGAUGAGAGAGAACUUCCAGAACACGGAGCUCCCAGGCCCACCCAGUCACGUGUCCUUACUGGUAACCAGCAAUUCCUCCCUGUGCGUGGUGAUCAAGGAGCCGGACGGUAGCAGCAUGGGGCUCGUCACCCGCUUCAAAGUGGAGUGGAGCACCUCGGCCAGCUUCAAACGCGUCCUCGGUUCGGCCCAGGUCUCAGAAACGAGGAACCCCUCCUAUAUCAUCAACGGACUGACAGCAGGAACGCACUACUACGUGAGAGCGAGCGCCUACAACGUGAAGGGAUGGGGCCCGCCUCAGAGCUCGGCUCCGGUCAGCGCCGCCCCCUCCAGCUGGAGAGAGUGUGUUGGUGUGAAGACGCCGCUCAGAAACCACGAGGGCUUUGUGAGGAAACUGCUGGAAGAUGCCAAAGAAUCCCAGUACAGAGGAUAUUAUAUAGACAGCUCGAAGUCGGCAAGUCCGAGCAAGCGCCUGUUGAUGUCUCGGGGCAUCAAGCAGCUUUUCCACUCUGCCACCAAGUUUGUUCGUCUCCUGCAAAGGGGUGUGUACUUGGCCACUGUUUUCUACCACAAGGACAACAUCCUGGUGGCCGCUGAGGAUCAGAUCCCACUGGUGGAGAUCCAGUGCUGCUCCACCUCCAUCACCCAAGACUUCCUGUGGUUCGCCAAGCUGUCCUGCGCGUGGCAGCAGGUUCCCUGGCUUCAGCAGGGCCUGUCGUCUGCUCACUCUUCGCCCUCCUCCCUCCUUCAGAACCGGCACAACAUCUUAAAAGCCGUUUCCCAGCUGCAGUCUUCUCUAGGAACAAUGGAUUUGGGUCAGGUGUACUACGAGCCGCUGAAAGACAGGCAGGGCAAUGUGCUAAUAGUGACGUUGAGGGAGUUCCCAAAUCCUCCAUCAAGCCCUCCUGACCCCCCAUUCCACUGGAUUCCUCUGGACCGGCUGGAGCGGAACCGCAGCAGAACCCCUCUGCUGCCUGAGCCCACUGCCAUGGAUUCGCUCUUUGAGCAACUGAAGGACAAGCUGUCCUUCCACAGGCACAGCAUCCAGUGGGCCCAGCCCGGCCUGUUCGUGGGCAUCCUGAAACUGUGCAGCUCGGUGGACCAGAUCAGGGUCCUGGUACCGCAGCGGCUGCCAAACCUCCUCUGCCACACGCGGGUCCGACACAAUCCGCACGUGACCAGAGAGGAGUGGGCCUGGCUCCAGAGCCAUGUUUACACUGCACACAGCGGCAGCGCUCAGAGCCCGCCGAGCGGCGAGGACGAGAGCAGCGGAGUGGAGGAGUUUGUCAGGUCUCUGAGAGCCGCAGUCACACUUCUCCUGACGAAGCUCAACAUCCCCCUCUACAGGGCCUACCAGUAUGGUGUGUACACGCGGGAGCUGCUGCAGUUUGGUGGGAAGGUCUCCAUCCUCCUGCUCCUGCCUCCCAGUGAGGACUUCAGCUCCAGUUACUGGCCUCUGGUGGGAACCAAAGAGUCCGGCCUCACCCUGCCUCUGCAGAUCUUUGAACUGGUUCACUUCUGGACCUACGAGCGGGACUUCCUGACUCAGUACUGCCAGGCCUGGGUGAGGCUGGAGCUGGACACUCACCUGGCCCAGCAGGCUCUGCGUGAAGCGCUGGACACCAAGGAGGUGCAGGAAGCCCGGGAGCGCCUCAAUAACAUCACUGACCUUUCUCGUCGUUUGGAGAUGGCGUGGAGGGACGCCCGUUGGAUAAUGGACUGUCUGCAGUGUGUCCGCUCCAAGCAGUGGGUUGGGGCGGUGCCUUUGGGCCUGGUGAUGGGGGGGGACCCACCGCCCUGUCCUGACGGCGAAGAAGAGGAAGACAGCUUGACUGCAAGGUUGAAGUGGCCCAGCCGGAUCCAAACACAAAGAUCUUCUUUAGCAGGAGCUUCCUCUGGUGUCCCCAUACCGGUUACCGCCGAGGUCCGCAUUCCAGAAAGAAUCCCGCUUGUCCGGGAGAACGCUGCGCUCAGGCUGAUGGAGGGCGUCGUGAAGGGAGGGUACCCCGUUGACAUCAGCUCUCAGUCGACGGCGGACCUGUCUGGCGUCGGCCUGCCGGAGGACRGAUACACUAGCGCUUUAAUGGACAACGAACUUAGCUCUGCCGCUGUGGCUCAGCUGGAGGCCACAGUGUUGGACACCAUAGACUUCAACCCCAGCAUCACGGACGUCAUCCGGCCGAUGGAGAUGGCGGAGCUGGUGGACAUCUUGCCGACGCCGAGUCUUAUUGAGGAGGACAACCCCUGCGCUCCGUCCACGCCGUCUGUAAUGGAUAUCCUGCAGAACUUUGGACUUGGGAUUGCGGAGGAAAACGCCCACUUUGACUUGGAGAUUGACGACAGGAGGGCGUCGAAGGCGAACACUGAGAGCGAGAUGCACUGUGAGGGUGUUGUGCUAAACGGAGAGGGAGUCACGCCUUCUUGUGCCACGGCAAAUGGUUCAGAGAGAGACGCGCCACUCUUAGGACGCGAAUCGCCUCGGGACGACGGACAGACGAGGGAGGCUACAAGUACAGGAGCAUCACUUCCAGUGAGAAACCUGGUGGAGUGGGACAGACCGUCCACCAGUUCAUCCUGAUAUCAAACUUUGUCAGCUUCAAGUUGCAAUCACACUCCAGCACUCCAUGAAGAAGUGAAAAACCCAACUUAUUCUUUUUUCGAUCACUGUAUUUAUUCAUAGUAGAUAAAAACUUGAGUUAGGGUUGGAUGACAUGGACGUCUCAUAUCAGUCGAUAUUGAUAAUUACCGAUUGGUUUUUGUUUUAAAUAUCUGAAAUACUCCCAAACUGGUGACAU
Poecilia reticulata (guppy) is the source of this 8227-nucleotide messenger RNA. Its product is annotated as ankyrin repeat and fibronectin type-III domain-containing protein 1. Gene Ontology annotation, biological process: regulation of establishment of bipolar cell polarity; establishment of mitotic spindle orientation. Lineage: Eukaryota; Metazoa; Chordata; Actinopteri; Cyprinodontiformes; Poeciliidae. The record is from RefSeq and is a predicted model, not a curated record. Gene Ontology annotation, cellular component: spindle. Gene Ontology annotation, molecular function: protein binding.